GUCUAUCAAAAGAUUUUCUGUCUAACCCAACUAAGUACAAUUCUUCAGUAGUUCUUGGGAAACCCUCCAAAAUUGGGUACUCAGAAGAUUUAUUAACCACAACUUUAAUUUUUGGAACAGAAGCCAUACGUACUGGGUUCAAAUUUGAAAUAGCUAGAACUGACGCAUCCAUUUGUUUAGACAUUCCUAGCUUUAAUAUACGCAUAAAACUUUUCAGUUGAAUCGUAUCAGCUUGAAUAAUUAAAUCAUGUGGUGGUUCUAUAAGACGUAUUGUUGCCUUUCCUUGAUUAAUAAAUUUGCUAAAAAUUUUAUCUAUGUUAUUAUCAAUCUGAAAAUAUUUAAACAAUAAAUUUAAAUUCUUUUUAUUAUUUCAUUCUUUAAUUAAAAUAACUAGACUUUUUACCUUAUAUUUAAUACCCUGUUUAUUUUGUAAUGUUUGCCAAAGAAAGUACAAAUCAUUGCCUUUUACUGUGUGCCUUCCAAUUGCUAAAAUUGAACGCUGUGAUUUUCGUCGUAUUAUAUUUGUAGACGAAACUCUAUUAUUAACUUCUAUGUUGCAGUAUAAUUUCAUUUUGAAUUUGUCUUACGUUGACAGAAGUUAAAACAACAUUAUAUAAAAAAUGUUUUACUAUUAUUGGUUAUCUAUUUAGAUCAUAUGAUAGUAUCAGUACAUUACAAUAUGAAUUUGAAUUACACAAACAUUAUUUAUAAAUAUCACAAAACAUAAAGCCGACACUUAUCCUCUAUUUAAUAGAUUGUAAAACCAUGUAAACAAAUUUCUUUUUUCGCGCGCAGUACUGACGACUGCUGACGACUAGCAAAGGAAUCGUUUGAAAUGAUGUGUACAUAUACAAUCAGAGCUCCCAGCCAGCUUCCUGACCGCUUUACCAGUUUCUUCCAGAAAAGUAGAAGUGGGGGAAUUUCCCACCACAAAUAGGAUUGGAUGAUGCCAUAGGCAAUCCAUUGGAAUCGUCCAAUCUCAUUUGUGAGGUCUUCUCUCCACCACUUGGAUCAGAUUCUGAAUAGAAUCCCUGACAUCAUUGGACACACUAGACACCAAUGGACACACUAGCUUUGAUGUACAAUCAUUUGCGUAUGCAAGUAUUUAUGUUUUGUAAUACGUUUACAUAUAUGUAUAUACAUAUAUUUGAUGGAUUACUAUUCAUUUCUACCAACUUAACUUAUACAAAAUUAAGGAAAUUGUAAUACAUACAUAUGUGCAUAAUGUACAACGUGUAUUAAGAUCUAAAAUAAUAGUAUUAUCUUAAUCAAAAAUUUUAAAAUUGAUUAGAAUAUAAAUAAGUACAGAGAGAAAUAAUUAUUUAUAAAUAGAGACUUGAAAUCACAUGCGAUAUACAUACAUUCAUUACUGUAUUCCUUUGCAUAGAUAGGAAUGUUACUUUGGCAAUAGUGUUUAAAGGCGGGAAAAGGUAACCGCAGGUAAACGCACAAGGAUUUAAAAUUAACAUAGUCUAAUGUGUAAUAUCCAACUGAUCUUACCAUUCAACUGUCCAAAAUUGUGAAAAUGAAAUUACAGUAGAUCUUUAUGUACUGAAAUUGCACUGCAUUUAUUAACCCAAUGAAGUAUUAAACAAAUUAGUUGGUAUUUAAAUAUUUAUAAUAAUAAGCUUUUAUAUCAUUAUGAAACCUGGCAGUACAAAAUCUACUAAACAUGAGCCAACCAUAAUUGAUAUGUUUCUAAAACAAAUUGCUAAAAGAAAAAGAAGGGAUUCAGAUGUUAAUAAUGAUGAAGAGAUACAAAAUACACGAAAAAGUAUUCUUGUAAACAAUGAAUCUAAUAAAGAAAAUCAAAGUCCAACUGUAAAUGAAGAAUAUUUAGAAGAAAAUAUUGAAAAAAAAGUUAAAAUUGAAUGUGAUAUAAGUGGAGUAAAAAUUCAAACUAAGAAAGUGAAUACUAUUUUUGAAAAAUGUGAAUAUUGUCGUCAAAAAUUGAAUGAUGUAAGAUUUUAUCCAGGACAUCCAAAUGGAGCUGUUGAUGAAUUUGUUGCUUUAACUGAUUCAAAAUUAUGUUUAUUUAGUGGUGAUGAGUCAUUCAUACAUGAAAGUGAUGAACAUCCGCAAAAUAAAUUAACUCAUUUUAGUGUUUAUGAUAAAAAUGGUCAUUUAUGUCCAUUUGAUGCUGGACUUAUAGAAAAAAAUGUAUCUUUAUAUUUCUCUGGCUACAUGAAAGCAAUUUAUGAAGAAGAUGCAUCACCUGAAGGUGGAGUACCUACUAAGGACAUGGGACCGAUAAAUGAGUGGUAUGUUUCUGGUUUUGAUGGAGGUGAACUAGCUCUUAUUGGAUUCAAUACAGCAUUUGCUGAAUAUAUUUUAAUGGAACCAUCAGAAGCAUAUAUUCCUUUCAUAGAUCUUGUUAGAGAAAAGAUAUAUAUCAGUAAACUGGUCAUUGAAUUUCUGUUAGAUGAACUUAAUCCAACCUACGAAGAUUUACUGAACAAACUUCAAACAGUUGUUCCACCUAAAGGUAUUACAAGAUUCAGCGAAGAUAUUUUACUACGACAUGCACAGUUUGUAUGCGAUCAAGUAUUGUCAUUUGAUAAUUCUGCUGAUUCAGACGAUGUGCUCCUUAUCACAAGUCCUUGUAUGCGAGCAUUAGCUAAUCUGGCAGGUGUUACAUUGGGUAAAAAAGCAGCACUUCGUAGAACACAGCGUCGCGAACAGAAAAUUAAAAAACCUGCCUGGACAAAAGCAACUACAACUCAAUUAGUGAACAAUAUGUUCGAAAAUAUUUUUACUGAUCAGUUGAUUAAACACGAUGAUAAAAUAACAAUGGGGCCUAAACGACAAAGGUGUGGAGUAUGUGAAAAUUGUCAACAACCCGAUUGUGGUCUUUGCAGUGCUUGUAAAGAUAUGAUUAAAUUUGGAGGAAGUGGAAGGAGCAAGCAGGCUUGUGUUAAAAGAAGAUGUCCAAAUAUGGCCAUUCAAGAAGCAGAUGACUCUGAUCCAGAGAAUGAAGAACAGUUUGAAACUGUUAUAGAUAGUACAAAUAUUGAAGAAGAAAGCAGAAAGAAAGCUUUCAAAGAAUUUAAAAAAGAUAUUGUAUGGGUGGGAAAACAAAUUGCUAUUGAUAACCAGAGAACAUAUUAUAAAUCUGUCAUUGUAGGCAAUGAAAAUAUACAAUUGAAUGAUUAUGUACUUGUUGAGCCGAAAAAUCCGGUGAUUCCGCUUCAUGUUGCUAAAAUAAUUUACAUGUGGGAAAAUAGAAAUGGUAUAAAGCAAUUCCAUGCUAAUUGGUUCCACAGAGGAAACGAUACAAUUUUGGGAGAAACAUCAGAUCCUAUAGAAUUGUUUUUGAGUGAUGAUUGUGAUGAUGUACCUUUUACAUCCAUCAGAUCCAAAUGUACUGUCGUUUUUAAAAAAGUUUCAGACAAUUGGGUUGAUCUAGGUAAUACGAAUUUAAGUCUUGAAAAUGAAGUAAAAGACAUAGAUGGCAAGACGUUUUUUUAUCAAAAACGUUAUACACCUGAAACUGCUCGAUUUGAGGAUCCUUCACCUGAUCCUGAAUGUCAUCGAAAAGAGAAUAUACAUCGCUUUUGUGCUGCUUGUGUUCGUUUACACACACUAGAACAAUACAAUACGCCAAAGGUAUACGAGAAAAUAGAAGAGAAAAGUAGCAGAGAAGUCAUUUAUGGAGUAAUAAAAUACAAAGGCGAAGAGUAUAGAGUUGGUACUGCAGUAUUUUUGCAGCCAGGGACAUUUAAAUUUAAACAUAAAACUAUGAAUCAAGAUGUAAAAGUGAAAAAGGAAAAUGUAGAUGAAGAUAUGUAUCCCGAAUUUUAUAGAAAAUCGUCUGAUCAUAUCAAGGGUUCAAAUUAUGAUACUCCUGAACCCUUUUGUAUAGGAUAUAUAAAUAUGAUAUAUGCUAUUACAAAUGACGUUAUAGUUUCACCUUCUGAUAUUAACAUUAAAGUAAAUAAAUUAUAUAGACCUGAAAAUACCCAUAAAGAUCCUACAUCAGUGGAACAACUUGAUGUAAAUAUGGUUUAUUGGAGCGACGAAGUGUACACUAUCAAAUUUAGUGAUGUUGUUAAUAAGUGCUAUCUCGCUUAUUCUGAAAAUUUAAAUCAACCAAUUGAUGAAUGGUCUGCAUUAGGACCAAAUCGAUUUUAUUUCAAUGAAGUUUACAAUCUACAAGAAAAAACAUUUGACGAGCCACCUUAUCACGCCAUUAGCAUUGGGAAGACUAGCAAAGGUAAAGGUAACUUGAAACUUAAGGGGAAGAAAACUGAGGAAAAUCAGAAGAAGACAAUUGUGAAUAAGCCUACUGAAUACAAUGUAGGAAUAAAUAAAUUGAAGACGCUGGACGUAUUUGCUGGUUGUGGUGGGCUAUCAGAAGGUUUACAUCAAGCUGGCGUUGCUGAAUGUUUAUGGGCUAUUGAGAAAGAAGAACCAGCUGCUCAUGCAUACCGAUUAAAUAAUCCAAACACAACAGUGUUUACAGAGGACUGUAAUAUAUUAUUGAAGAAAGUUAUGGAUGGUGAUAUCACAGAUAACAUUGGCCAAACACUACCUCAGAAAGGACAAGUGGAGUUACUGUGUGGUGGUCCGCCGUGUCAAGGAUUCAGUGGCAUGAAUCGUUUCAAUUCACGACAAUACUCUUUAUUUAAAAACUCCCUUGUCGUAUCUUACCUAUCAUACUGUGAUUACUAUAGACCCAAGUUCUUUAUAAUGGAAAAUGUUAGAAAUUUUGUAUCUUUCAAAAAAAGUAUGGUGUUAAAAUUAACACUGCGAUGUCUAGUACGAAUGGGCUACCAAUGCACAUUUGGUAUUCUCCAAGCUGGAAAUUACGGAGUGCCUCAAACGAGACGAAGAAUGAUCAUUCUGGCUGCUGCACCUGGACAAAUACUUCCAAAUUAUCCAGAACCUACACAUGUCUUCAGCAAACGUGCAUGUCAAUUAAGUGUUUUGGUCAAUAAUAAAAAGUAUAGCUCUAAUUGUACUUGGAUAGAUUCAGCGCCAUAUAGAACAAUUAGUGUCAGAGAUUCCAUGUCUGAUUUACCAGAAAUAAAAAAUGGAUGGAAUAAGGAAGACAUGUCUUAUAGCAGUGAACCAAUAUCACAUUUUCAGCGAAAAAUGAGAGCAAAACAAUACCAACCCUUGUUAAGAGAUCAUAUAUGUAAAGAAAUGGCACCCCUUGUAGAAGCCAGAAUAGCACACAUUCCAAUUGCUAGUGGUUCAGAUUGGCGUGAUUUGCCAAACAUUGCAAUCAGAUUAAGUGAUGGGACAUAUUCAAAAAAAUUGGAAUAUAUUUAUGAUGAUAAAAAGGUUGGGAGAAGUUUCGAUGGAGCAUAUCGUGGAGUAUGCAGUUGUUGCUUAGGGAAAGCAUGUGAUCCUGCAGAUCGACAAUUUAACACUCUGAUUCCAUGGUGCCUUCCACAUACGGGAAAUCGUCAUAAUCAUUGGGCUGGUUUAUAUGGUAGAUUAGAAUGGAAUGGAUUUUUUAGUACAACUAUCACAAAUCCUGAACCUAUGGGAAAACAGGGUCGAGUGUUGCAUCCAGUACAAUCUCGAGUGGUCAGUGUACGUGAAUGUGCAAGGUCUCAAGGAUUCCCAGAUAGCUUUCGAUUUUAUGGAACUAUACUGGAUAAACAUCGACAAGUUGGAAAUGCAGUUCCACCACCACUUGGAGCAGCCAUUGGACAUGAGAUAAGGAAAUGCAUACAAGACGAGAAUAUAACCACAGAGAUUCAUGAUGAUAUCAAAUUAGAACUAAAUUCUAUAAAGACUGAAGUAGCUAAUAAUAGUUCUAACUAAAGUAUUUAAAAGAAUAAUUUUCAUUUAUGUAUUAACAAAAAUCAACUAGUCUUUAAUACAGUUUUAUUAAUUACCUUGCUUAUAAAAUUAUUGUAAUACUUUAUGAAAAUAUUUAUUUAAUUUAUGUUAUAUAUAAAGUACAGCUCCCAUAGCUUUUGAUUUUUAUAACACAGUUAUGUUAUUUAUUUCUAAAUUAAACUGUCAAUUUUGAACUUUAAGAUCAAAAAAAUAAAAGUAAAUAUUUUUUUCAUUGAAUGAUUUUUACAUGCACUUUUCUUUUAAACAUUAGCAACUACUUGACAGCUAUAAAAUUGACUAAAAAAUAAGAGUUCUAAAAAAGCACUGUUAAUCCUUUCAUAUUUUUAAAUUUGAUACAACACAUUACAUAUGUACUUAUCAUUAAGUGCAUUCCUCAGAUCGUUUGGGAUUUCAUAAACUAAUUUUUCAUGUUGAUACCUCAUGCUGUCAGUAAUUUUAAUAAAUUUUUGAAAGUGCCAGAAAAGAUUUUAACUGUUGCUAUCCUCAAAGAAUAGACUAAACAGAGUUUAAAAGCCUCUUGUUAAAAAAUCAAUCUCUAUCAAACUGAUAAGGAUACAAACGUAUUAAUAUAAAAUAAGACAUUAUAGAAAUCUAUUUUUUCUAUUAAGUAAUAUCAAUUUAUCAUAACAUCAACAAUGUUUACCUUACUUUAUCAAAUGUGUGCAAUCGCUUUCACAACAUGCGUUAUAUAUGUGUAUGUAUCUUUAUCUAGAUUUUUAAUUAUUUGUGUAUGAUUAAGUUCGCGAUCGUGAGAUAUAGAAGAGUUGGAUAAUUUUCGUCGUAUGUGCUACAUGUGCUUAGAUAAUUUGUUGAAUAAGUUGAAUAGGUAUAUAUAUUAAUAAAUGAUUAUAUCGUACUACGCAUAUGUAAAUCUUUAUUUAUUCGUAUUAUCUGUCAAUCAAACAGCGAGACAUCAACAUUAUUUGAUCUGACAAGGAAAAUAACAGUUUUAUCUAAAACACUAAAAGUAUCGUUUGUUUUGUUUUACUAAAUAUUUAAUGAUUACGAAUUGAAGACAUAUUUUUAUUAACAAUGAUUAAAGUUCAAGGUUAGGUAGACAGUAAAAAUAUUGAAGAAGAAAGCAGAAAGAAAGCUUUCGAAGAGUUUAAAAAAUAUAUUAUAUAGGUGGGAAAACAAAUUGCUAUUGAUAACCAGAGAACAUAUUAUAAAUCUGUCAUUAUAGGCAAUGAAAAUAUACAAUUGAAUGAUUAUGUACUUGUUGAGCC
This is a messenger RNA of Megalopta genalis, 7040 nucleotides long. The record is from RefSeq and is a predicted model, not a curated record. NCBI's taxonomy places the organism in Eukaryota, Metazoa, Arthropoda, Insecta, Hymenoptera, Halictidae.